Molecule: messenger RNA, 1367 nt
Organism: Pyrenophora tritici-repentis Pt-1C-BFP
Lineage: Eukaryota; Fungi; Ascomycota; Dothideomycetes; Pleosporales; Pleosporaceae
Source: RefSeq, a predicted model, not a curated record
AUGGCCGAGACAACACCUACCGACUACUCUCUGGCGAACCCAGAUACUAUCACUAAGUACAAGGUCGCCGCCGACAUCUCGCAGAAAGUUCUCAAGGAAGUCUCAGGAUGGAUUGCCGCCGACGCUAGCAUUGUCGAGCUCUGUGAGCGAGGUGACAAGCUUCUGGAAGAGGAAGUCUCCAAGGUCUACAAGGGCAAGAAGGUCCCAAAGGGCGUUGGACACUGCACUACCAUUUCGCCGAGCGCCUACAUCACUCCCUACACACCACUCAAGACCGACGCCGAGGAGGCCGCCACGACACUGAAGGAUGGCGAGGUAGUCAAGAUCCAGCUUGGAGCUCAGAUCGAUGGCUUCUGCGCCAUUGUUUGCGACAAUGUAAUUGUUGGCAAGUCUGACGAAGUCACUGGACGCGAGGCAGAUCUCAUCCUGGCUACACACUACGCAAACGAGCUUCUAUUGAGGUUGAUGGUGCCACCCGGUCUGGUCGCUCAUGGUGACGAGGAGGAGCAGAAGAAGGCAGCGUCAAAGAAGCCCUACACACAGAGCCAAAUGACCAACAUGCUUGAGAAGGUCGUCAAGGCGUACGGCUGCAACCUUGUUGAGAGCACUACCAUCUGGCUGUUCGACCACAACGAGAUUGAGUCAAAGAAGAAGAUUAUUCUUGCGCCUGGCGAGGGUGUCAAGGGCGAAGGUCUACCUGAAGUCGGCGAAGUGUGGGGUGUCGAGAUGGGCGUCAGCCUGGGAAGCGGCAAGGUCAAGACCAACGGCAACAGGACUACUCUUCACCGACGUACAGCUACAACCUACCAGCUCAAGCGACCCACUUCGCGAGGUCUUCUGUCCGAGGUCGUCAAGAAGUUUGGCACUUUCCCCUUCAGUCUGCGCCAGCUUGAGGACGAGAAGGCAGCCAAGGUUGGUGUCGUUGAAUGUGUCCGUACAGGUGUGCUUCGCCAGUAUGAAGUCGUCGUCGACAAGGACAGCCAGCCCGUCGCCCGGUUGUUCAGCACUGUUGCAAUCACCAAGAACGGCAUGCAGCGCCUUGCUCAGCCCACUGCUAUCGACGUGUCCAAGUACAAGUCUGACAAGAAGAUUGAGGAUGAGGAGAUUCUCAAGAUCCUUGAGCAGCCCAUCGGAAAGACAUCGACAAAGAAGAACAAGAAGAAGAAGAAGAAGCCCGCCAAGAAGGCCGCCGCUGGAGAAGCCGCUGCUGCUGAAGAGGAGGAGAGCGACGAUGAGGAGUAGGUGCAAAUCACGACCACAUAGCGCUGCUUGGUCCCCCCAAUCUUGGAUCUGGACGAUAUGAUUUGUUUUGAGGAUGAAAGUGGCAUCGCAGGAGAGAAAAGCUGGACGCUGCUCAGAUGCGAUGU